AGCAGGGGAGACCGUGGCCGCGGGCGCCCAGCUGAAACUCCUUGGAGUUACUCUAGACCGCACCCUCCACUUCGGGGCGCACUGCAGAAAUCUGCGACAGAAGACUCGUCCCCGGAUAGCCCAGCUCAAGAGGCUAACUGGGCGUGACUGGGGCCUCCGAGAACAGCAACUUCGAGCGGUGGCCAAUGGAUAUGUCAGGGGCCCCCAAGAACAUGCUGCUGCGGCCUGGCUGCCUGCCACACCCGCUUCCCACGUCGAGAUCCUCGAACGUGAAGUGCGGGCGGCCGCGCGCGUGAUCACGGGCUGCCCCGUCUCAACACGGACCCACGCGCUGCUGGCGGAAGCCGGUAUGCCCCCGGUCUCGGAGCGGCGUCUCUCGCUGGCGGCCCGCUUCCUGGCCAAGGCGAGAGCCCUGCCGCGCGAGGACCCGCUCCGCACCGUCGCCGACGAGGUGGUGCCGGCGCGCCUGUCCUCCGUCACUGGUUGGAGACAGGUGGGCAUGGAGGUUUGGGAGGCGGCUGGCGUGUCGUCGCCGAUCGAGCCCAUCCUCGCUAGCCGGCAACCCCCAUGGGUGACCACGAACGGCGUGACCUUCCGCCUGGACGUCGGGCCCGGCCUCCCGCCGAGAGCAGCAUCUGCCCAGACGAAGCUGGAGGUAGCCACUCUCCACCUGAGCGGCCUCCCACAAUGCGCCACGUGGGUAUGGACGGACGGCGCGGCCGACGGAGGAGUCGCCAGCGGAGGUGCUGGAGCUCUGCUCGAGCUGCCGGACGGCGAGACCCGGGAGCUGCGGGUCGCUGCCGGCAAACUCUGCUCGAGCUACAGGGCGGAGCUCGUAGCCCUCAACGCAGCACUCGAGUACCUGCGACAGCACCCGGCGCACACAGAGGAUCCAGUGGUGGUCUGCACAGACUCUCAAGCGGCUCUCCGAAGGCUGCAGGAGGGGCCGUCUGCGCAGUCAUCGCCCCUCGCAACUGCGAUCUGGGACAGCCUGCUGGAGCUGUCGUCGAGCGGUCGCCGGGUCCUCCUACAGUGGAUACCGUCCCACUGCGGAAUCCCGGGGAAUGAGCGCGCGGACCAACUCGCCAAAGAUGCCUCAACUCUCCCCCAAGAAGACGUCCCUGUUGACGUGACCACGGUCUACCGAGCUGCGGCGAGACUCGCGCGUGCCCGUACCACCAACCAGUGGCCUCCUGGCUGGUACCGCACGCUGAUGGAGGGGCGUCCCCCGCCGCCGGUUCGUGGACCCAACAGGCUGGACGCAGUGGAGACUCACCAACUACGAGCAGGACACUGGUCCGGGUCAGCCCAGUACCUGCACAGAAUCGGGCGGCACCCAUCGCCGGAGUGCGCCCAGUGCAGUGAUCGGGGAUGCCGGGCAGGAUGGUGCCGCGCCUGCGGCGAAGAGGCCGACACCCCGGACCAUGUCCUUCUGCGGUGCCCGGCGCUGAUGAACGCCCGGCUCCGCAUCUUCGGCACCAUCUUCCCGAGCCUGAGCGACGUGCGACGGGACGACGCGGUGGCGGCCCUGGCGAGGGUCGCCAGGUACCUCCAGAGCCGUUAGGCUACAGCUCACCAGAGCCUGGAGGGACAACACAACA
Messenger RNA from Amphibalanus amphitrite, 1601 nucleotides. RefSeq lists its product as uncharacterized. The record is from RefSeq and is a predicted model, not a curated record. The transcript has 2 exons. The coding region runs from base 350 to 1564 and encodes 404 amino acids. Lineage: Eukaryota; Metazoa; Arthropoda; Thecostraca; Balanomorpha; Balanidae. Gene Ontology annotation, molecular function: RNA-DNA hybrid ribonuclease activity; nucleic acid binding. Gene Ontology annotation, biological process: DNA replication, removal of RNA primer.